AGGCAGCCAGCGGAAUCACCUUCCUCUCCGCAGCCGAGCCUGGUCCCGGGCUGGCCCCUCUGCUGCCUCCUGAGCGGGCCAUGCCCCCGCGGGAUCUAAGCGAGCCUGACCCACCGCCCCUCCGGGCCCCAACCCCUCCUCCGCGGCGGAGCAGCGCACCCGCAGAGCUGGGCAUCAAGUGCGUGCUAGUUGGCGACGGCGCAGUGGGCAAGAGCAGCCUCAUCGUCAGCUACACCUGCAAUGGGUACCCCACACGCUACCGGCCCACGGCCCUGGACACCUUCUCUGUGCAAGUUCUGGUGGACGGAGCCCCGGUGCGCAUUGAGCUCUGGGACACAGCAGGCCAGGAUGACUUUGACCGGCUUCGCUCCCUCUGCUACCCGGAUACCGAUGUCUUCCUGGCCUGCUUCAGCGUGGUGCAACCCAGCUCCUUCCAAAACAUCACAGAGAAAUGGCUGCCCGAGAUCCGCACUCACAACCCGCAGGCGCCGGUGCUGCUGGUGGGCACCCAGGCCGACCUAAGGGACGAUGUCAAUGUACUGAUACAGCUGGACCAGGGGGGUCGGGAGGGCCCAGUGCCCCAACCCCAGGCGCAGGGUCUGGCUGAAAAGAUCCGGGCCUGCUGUUACUUAGAAUGUUCGGCCUUGACACAAAAGAAUUUGAAGGAGGUAUUUGACUCGGCCAUCCUCAGUGCCAUCGAACAUAAGGCCCGGCUGGAGAAAAAACUGAACGCUAAGGGUGUGCGCACCCUCUCCCGAUGCCGUUGGAAGAAGUUCUUCUGCUUUGUUUGAACUGCUAUGGCAGAGUGUCAGCAGUGGACCAAUGGUCAGAGACUUCUGGAACCUGGGGCACAGGGCCUUUGAAAGGGGCUACUGACAUGGCCAGGACACCCCAUGGGACUCAGUUUCCUUCUGAACACUGUGGGGACACAAGGUGUCGAAUUGCCCAUUCCGAUAUGCCAGGGUGAGCCUGGAAG
Chrysochloris asiatica (Cape golden mole) is the source of this 976-nucleotide messenger RNA. RefSeq names its product ras homolog family member V (gene RHOV). The transcript has 3 exons. Gene Ontology annotation, molecular function: GTP binding; GTPase activity. The record is from RefSeq and is a predicted model, not a curated record. Bases 81 to 791 code for a protein of 236 amino acids. Gene Ontology annotation, biological process: small GTPase-mediated signal transduction. Lineage: Eukaryota; Metazoa; Chordata; Mammalia; Afrosoricida; Chrysochloridae.